Messenger RNA from Sorghum bicolor (sorghum), 706 nucleotides. RefSeq lists its product as uncharacterized. NCBI's taxonomy places the organism in Eukaryota, Viridiplantae, Streptophyta, Magnoliopsida, Poales, Poaceae. The record is from RefSeq and is a predicted model, not a curated record. The coding region runs from base 95 to 433 and encodes 112 amino acids. The transcript has 3 exons.
CCAACACUUCCGGCCUCCGAGUUCGAGAUCACCACCAAAGCGCCGAGAAACCCUAGCCCCUAGGACCUGGACCAGCAGGGCGCGCCGCGCAGCCAUGGCGAAGAACCGGAACAAGAAGAACAAGGCCAAGAAGAGCGGCGGCGCCGCCGCCAUGGACACCUCUGAGGGUGGCCCCGCUACAUCCACCGCCACGGACGCCCCACAACCUAUGGAUACGUCCGAGGGAAAGCAGCCAUCGUCGGUCACCGCGGCGCUCGGUUCGAUCAACAACAGGAAAAUAAAAAAGGGAGUGCAUAUGAAAAGGUCACAGAAUGCUAGGAAAAUGAAAGCAAUUGCUAGGGCUGUAUCAAAGAAUGAAAAGUCUGAGGAGAAGAUCCAGAAAGCAAAAAGCAAGAAGACAAGAGUUCAGUCUGCCAAGUCUUUGUAUGACUAAAUAUUUUGCACUAAGCAGAAUUUUGUGUACCCGUAUAUUUCUAGCUUGUAGAGCAACUGAAUCUGUGCUUGACAAAGAAAUGAAAACAUGCUUUGCUUACAAAUCUUGCUGUCAGUUUCUUUACAAGAUUCGGGAAUUGCCUUCUGCACUACCUGGUGAUAGUAUCAUAUUAAGGUUUGAUUCUUUGAUAUUGACCUCAGGAUAUAGUGACCAAGUGUGGUCUAUUCUAAAAUUCUGGUGCCCUUUGCUGAAAUGGCAACAUAUUUUCACUCA